Molecule: messenger RNA, 957 nt
Organism: Funneliformis mosseae
Lineage: Eukaryota; Fungi; Glomeromycota; Glomeromycetes; Glomerales; Glomeraceae
Source: the annotation of a GenBank genome assembly
AUGUGUACCCUAUUUUGGACUGUUGAUAAUCAUCCAAAAUACAAAUUCGUAUUUGCAGCAAAUCGAGAUGAAUAUUUAAAAAGACCGACUCUAUUGGCAUCUUGGUGGAAUCCAAAUAUUUUAUCAGGUCUCGACUUAUUGGCAUCAGAUCAGGGAACUUGGUUAGGAAUAAAUCGUUAUGGUAAAUUUGCAGCUUUAACAAAUUAUCGUGAUGAUCAUCCACCACCAAAAUUAUUAUUAUCUCGUGGUAAUAUCGUUAGAUCAAUUCUUGAAACUGAAGAUCCUCUACAUGAACAAUUUGAAAGUUUUUUAAAUCGGUCUGAUAAAUAUGGUGGAUUUAAUCUGAUUGCAUCAGAUUUAAGUCUUCCUAUACCAACAAUUAAUUAUUUAGCUAAUAGAGGAAAUAUUGGAAUUAAAGAAUUGAAUAAAGGUGAAAUUUAUGGAUUAAGUAAUAGUAGACUAGAAAAUCCUUGGCCUAAAGUUGCUGUUGGUAUAAAUGAAAUGCAAUCAAUUCUUAAAGAAUCUACUAACGAAUCUGAUCUUGUGAAUCGUUUAUUUAACUUACUCAGUGUACCAUACAAACCCAUGACGACGAGUCUCCUUGAAAAAGAAAAUUAUUUAAAUUAUUCAACGUUUUCAAUUAGAAUACAGAAACAUGAUCGGGGUGGAUCCUAUGCUACACGUACAUCAACUAUUAUACUUGUGGAUCGGGAUAAUAAUGUUUUAUUUGUAGAAAAAAAUUUAUUUGACGAAGAUGAAAAAGUAAUAUCCAAUGAUGAAGGACAAUGGUUUAGAUUUAAAUUUGGUGAUUUAGAUAUUAAUUGUGCACCUAACUCCGCUCAUGAUUUGCAGAGUACCGACUUAUUGAAAAUAAUUACUUUCAAUCUACAUCAAUCUAUAAAAAUUUGGGUAUAUAAUGAUAAGAAUUAUCCUUCAGUUUUAUGGUUUAAAGUUUAG